AUGUCAGGUGGAAAUAUUAAAGUAGUAGUUAGAUGUCGGCCCUUGAAUUCUAGAGAACUUGCCCGGGGGGCGAAGUGUCUCAUCAGAAUGGAAGGUAAUCAAACGAUUAUUACUAGGCCAGAUCCAAAUGAUCCAGGAAAUUCUAGAGCUGCUAAAGGUGCCGAAGAUGUGAAAGCGUUUACGUUUGAUAAAUCGUAUUGGUCUUUUGAUAAGAAUGAUUCGAAUUAUGCCACUCAAGCAAUGUUAUAUAACGACCUUGGUGAAGAGCUUCUAGACCAUGCUUUCGGAGGCUAUAAUACAUGCAUUUUUGCUUAUGGUCAAACUGGCGCGGGGAAAUCUUAUUCUAUGAUGGGAUAUGGAGAAGACAAAGGCAUUAUACCCCUUACUUGUUGUGAAUUAUUCAAUCGUAUAAUUAGAAACCAAGAUACUAGUGUGGCCUAUCAAGUUCAAGUCUCUUAUAUUGAAAUUUACAAUGAACGUGUUAGGGAUUUGUUAAACCCUAAAAAUAAAGGAAAUCUUAAAGUUAGAGAACAUCCAGCUUUAGGUCCAUAUGUAGAAGAUUUGUCAAAGCUGAUUGUCACUUCAUUUCAGGAUGUUGAGAAUUUAAUGGACGAGGGUAACAAGGCGAGAACAGUUGCUGCAACAAAUAUGAACGAAACAUCAAGUCGGUCUCAUGCUGUAUUUACCCUGUUAUUAACACAAAAAAGGCAUGACGCUGAAACAAAUAUGGACACGGAAAAAGUAUCUCGAAUUAGUCUUGUGGAUUUGGCUGGUUCGGAACGUGCUAAUGCAACCGGUGCAACUGGGACUCGGUUAAAGGAAGGGGCUAAUAUCAACAAAUCUCUUACAACUUUGGGUAAAGUCAUUGCCGCUUUAGCUGAACAAUCCUCUGGUGAUAGUAAAAAAAAGAAAAAAGAUCAAACAUUUGUCCCAUAUAGAGAUUCUAUUUUAACUUGGUUACUGAAAGAUAGUUUGGGUGGUAACUCUAAAACUGCUAUGAUUGCUGCCAUUUCUCCGGCCGAUUAUGAUGAAACGCUUAGUACCUUACGUUACGCCGAUGCAGCUAAACGCAUCAAAAACAAAGCCGUUGUUAACGAAGACCCGAAUGCAAGACUUAUUCGUGAACUUAAAGAAGAAUUAUUAAUGUUGCGUAGUAAACUUGGCGUCGAAGGAGGAGCAGGAGAAGCCUCUUAUGAUUCCAGUAUUCCUCCUUCUCAACAAGUGGUUGUGCUACAAGAUAGGAAUGGAAAUACUAUAAAGAAAACGAAAGAGGAGUUAAUCGAUCAAAUCCAAGCUUCUGAAAAAUUAAUGGAUGAAGUAAAUGAAACUUGGCAGGAAAAAGUAAAAAAGACCGAAGAAAUCCAGAGAGAACGUGAAAAGACAUUGGAAGAUCUUGGUAUUAUGGUUGAAAAAAAUGCGGUUGGUGUACAUCCUCCUAAAAAAGUACCACAUCUUGUUAAUCUCAAUGAAGAUCCGCUUAUGUCAGAAUGCUUAGUAUAUCAAAUAAAACCUGGACAAACGCGAGUUGGUCGUCUUGAAUCUGAUAAUCAAUCUGAGAUACGUCUAAGUGGUGAAAAUAUUUUAGAUGAGCAUUGUUAUUUCGAGAAUGUAGAUGGAGUUGUUACGUUACAUCCUCACCCAAAUAGUACAACAAUGGUCAACGGUAUGCGUAUAAGUAAAUCAAAAAGGUUAAGAUCUGGAUUCCGUAUUAUUCUUGGGGAUUUCCAUGUGUUUCGUUUUAAUCAUCCUGAAGAAGUUAGACGAGAACGAGCAAAAUCGAAGCAACUUAGCAUUAGCAUUGCAAGUGCACAACAACCAACUUCGAAUGGAAAUGGAGAGGAUAGUGGUAAGGCCCCAGAUUCUCCGACAUCUACAGCUUCUCUUAUGUCAGAAGCGGUAAUAGAUUGGAACUUUGCAAAAAGAGAAGUAGCACUUCAUUAUUUGAAUUCUGGCGCAGAUUCAACAUUUGGGACUUUACCAGAUGAAGAUUUACAACGGUUGAUGGAUGAUAUAAAAAAAAUUCAAAGUGCCAGAAGAACUCGACCUGAUAGCAGAAGUGGUGAUUUUGAAGAUGAUACGGUUUCGCAUACAUCUGAUAAACCGGGAUCUAAUGAAACUUAUGAAACCAUCGAUUCUCCUUAUACGGAAAUACCACCAGCAGAAUUAGAAGAAAAACUCAAAGUUAUUAAAGAAGAGAUGCAACAGCAGCUUGAUUUGCAAAAACAGGAAUAUGAGGAUAAAAUGAAAUUGAUAGAAUCAUCAAAUCUUGAGGCUGAUGAAUUAAAAGCCGAGAAAAAGCAAAUGGAAGAGAAACUUAAGAUGGUUCAAGAAGAAAUGCAAAGGAUGCUUGAGGUUCAGGCUCAGGAAUAUCAACGUAAAAUAAGGCAAUCUAACGCUCCUUGUGAAGAAUAUAACUCACCACCUGAUGCUCCUCCUUAUAAUGAAGAAGAAUUACGUCUCAUUCAUAUGGCUCUCAAGAAAUGGAAACGUCAAAGAUUUGUCCAAAUGGCAGAAACAAUUCUUAGUAAUGCAGUAAUAUUGAAAGAAGCCAAUGUCAUUAGUAAAGAACUUGGAAAAAAAAUUCUUUAUCAAUUUACUAUUAUAGAAGAUGAACCCUAUCUUAAUCCAAUAUCUUUCCGGGAAACUACAUCUGCACUUAAUCAAUACUGUAACACUGACGACACCUCAUUACAUUCUUCUAAAAAACCUUGUGUUGGAGUUAAGGUUAUCGAUACCAAAAACGACGUUAUUUAUGUAUGGUCGCUCGAUAAACUCAAAGCUCGUUUACAAAAGAUGCGUAAUUUAUAUAAUUUCAUAGAUCGUCCUCAAUAUAGUAAACAUUUCAAUUGGGAAGAUCCAUUUUAUGAAAAUCCUUGCCCAACUUUCACUUUCGUUGGCAGUGCCAGCGUAGGAUUGACAUGUUUGCUUAUGAAAACUGAACUUGUGCGUGAUGUACCUGUAAUUCGUAGAUAUUCAGGUGAUAUUUUAGGGCAUUGUAAAGUUCAUAUUAAAUUUCUAACUGAUUUCGAAGAUACAACUUCAAAAGAUCCGCAUUCUUUAGAUAAAUCAAAAGAGAUUUCUUCAAAAUUAUUAGUCGGUUGUCAAGUAGUAUUUGAAGUGAAAAUUUUAGAGCUCACCGGUAUAAAAGAAUCACAAUUUUCCCAAGUUCAUGUACAAUUCAAGUUAUCCUCUUUUGGUAAUGUACAUCCCUUAUCAUCGGGCGAACAUGUAUACGCAACAGAUCCUGCAAGCGAUUUUGGAAACGGAAAAAUCACUUAUAAUUAUGAACAACCUUUAAAGAUGAUUGUCACUCCUGCAAUGAUGGACAUGCUUAUCAAUGGCAUGUUGGCUUUCGAAGUAUUUGGUCGUGCAAACCGUUGUGUAUUGGAAGAGAUGGAAAAAUGGGAUGAUCAUAAAGAACGACCACUUGAUCGUGGUAUUAACGGAAAUGGCUCAUCUGAAAUUUCAGUCACCCGGGAACGCCGUUCCGAGGAUGAAUUGGUUGCCGAGGAAAAACAUGAUGUAGUAGCUUGGGUUCAGGUUUGCGAGCUUGCUUCAUCGGGAGAGUAUGUGCCCGUACAAGUGCUUUCUCAAAAUCCCCUAGAUCCCGGUGCCUUUUUUUUAAGACAAGGUUUACAGCGACGUAUUGUACUUACACUAACGCAUAAUUCUGGUCGACAAUUUCCUUGGAAUCGAAUUACAAAGAUGGAAAUAGGAAGAGUUCGAUUAUUAGACGGAAAAGGAAGAUUAGCUGAAUCACCAGUACAAAAUGAUAUACAAAUGAACUUGUUACCAGCCCAAAAUGUUCAAUUCAACAGGGAUGGUACUAGUGUAAUAGUUGCUCAGGCUUCAUGGGACAGUACACUUCAUGAUUCUAUAUUUCUUAAUAGAACUACACAUUCAAAUAGUCGUGUUCUAUUAGGUCUGACUUGGUAUGUUGAAGCUGAAAAAUGUGUUGAACCAAUUUCUUUCCAUAUGGAUAUUGCAGUGCAAAUCCAAGGUCGUGAAGCUCGUCCACCAUCAAAAUUGAUUCAAUUGUUAAAUCAAUCCAAAGUUUUGUGGAAAUCUAGUGGGUUAUUUUCGGUAAUUCUAAAACCACCCAUGACUCGUAAGAUUUCUGAAUUAUGGAGAUUAAAUACAGCUAAUAAAUAUGUUCGUGGUGAAGAAUUUUUGGGUAAUUGGAAACCCCGUGGAGUAUCUCUUGUUAAGGACUAUAAAAAAAUCAGUGAACUUAUUCGUAGGCAAGAGGCUGUUGAGUGUACAAAACAGAUACUUGCAGUACACGAAGCUCGCAAAGUAUCUUCUGAUGAAAAACUUGAGAAUUGUUCUAAUCCUAAUAAUGAUUUAGCUAAAAAAGCUGUUACUCUUUGGAAGAAAAAGUGGGGCAUAACCAAAGAGAUUGUUAUAAAUCAAGAGCCUCCUCUAUCGGGACCUCAUCAAGAUGCCAGUUCUUGGAGAAACACAAAACCAUCUAAAUUGGUUGCGCAAGUUCGAAUGGUUGGCAAAACUGAUACAAUAACCAAAAAAGGUUAUUUGUUUACACCGGAAAAUGCGAACGAUUAUUGGGUCAAGCGUUGGUAUGUCUUGAGGAGACCAUACCUCUUUAUCUAUGAGUCCCAAAAAGAAACGGAAGAGCAAGGUGUCAUCAACCUUGCAUCGGUCAGGAGACAAAAUGUAUUCGCAAUAUAUACGAAUAAUAAUGCGUAUAUUCUUCAAGCUUCUUCAAAACAGGAGAUGGUUGACUGGAUUUCAAAGGAUCAUUCUCACUUAGACCUCGUUUUCAAUUUACGUCAGAUUGAUCAAUUUUAUCAAAUCGAAGCGUUGGACCUUAAAAGUAAAAUCUCUUCGAUGGACAACUGUUUGAAAGACGGAAUGUCGCCAACUCAAGCAAUUCAGUUGCCAAGCCCGCAUCAGAUUUUGAACCGAAAUUACGAGCAACCUAAUAAUUCUACUUAUCAUAAUCACGGCACUGUUAGUUCUUCUAAUAACUCUCCUUCGAAUAAUCACUCGGCUACACAAAAUACACAAUAUACAUCACCAAAACCUGCCUUGAAUCGUCCGCACUCUCCAUCACCAUUAUCUAUGGAAGCUCCUAUAUCGGAGUCUAAAUAUUCUUUUCCUAAUCCAACUCCACCACAUGACGCAAAUAAUAACAUGUCAUACAAAUCUUCACCAACCGAUCAAAGUAACACGUCGACUUCUUUGGCACAUUCUCCUUCUAUUCCUUCACCUACUGCAGAACCAUUUACAUCUCGUUCUCUUGCACCUCUUGAGCCUCAUCAUUCUGCUAUACCGUCUUAUUUAACCGCUCCAAGACGUGGUUCAAUUACGGAUCCUUACAUUCAUUUAUCUGUUCCAAAUCCAGAAUUGGCACGACAAUACUCGCAACCUGAUAUUAAUUUUCCAUCCACGACAGUUUCUUCUGAACGUCGUGGAUCAUUUGUGGAUCAAUAUCCACCUUCCCCUUCAUCAUCUCUUUCACGUCCAUCAUCUGUCAAAAGUGAACAAUCUUUUUCACCAAUGGAAACUCGUAAACUUAGGGAUGCGUUACCAUCUAUCAGUACUAAUGGAAGCCCUAUCAAGGAUGGUUUUCCUGGUCCAUUAAUGAAUCCGGCAUUUCAAGCUCAAUUGCAACCACGACGACAUUCUAUCGCGGUAGGGGAAGUCGUUGCUCCAUUAAAGCGAAAAAAUGUUAUUAAUGUUCCAGUACCAAGUCAUCCAGUGAAUGUAGAUGAUUAUCCUGUAAAACGACGAGAAUCUGUUGGAGAUCCAAACAUACAACGUUUAUCACUUUAUGAUCGUAGAAAUUCUUAUUCUGCUCCAUCGAGUCCACCAGCACCACCAUCUUCAUCUUUUAUUUCUUCAAAUAGUCUGUUGCCUAAACUUAAUGUUCAUGAUGUAAACACAAGUUUACAAUCUCAUGCCGAAUCAUGUUCAAUCCAUCAUCAAUAUAAUGAUAAUAUUUCUGAUCAUCCAGUGUCAGGCAAUAUAUCACAAGCCCAUCUUUCUGAACAGAAUGAAUCUUCUAUAUACCCUCCUUUUAGUAACCCUCGUUUAUCUCAAAUUGUGCAAGAAGAAGUUAGCGCUCCUAUAUUGGCUCGUCGUGCUUCAAUGCCAGUAAUGGCUUUUCCUUCUCGAUUUUCUGAUCCUGUACAGCAAGAUGGUACAAUGCCGAUGGACGUUGACCGUUAUCGUACACAAGGGUACAUUCAACAAACAAAUCAAGUAAAGGAAACUCCAUAUUCUCGUUCUCCCGAAUUGAGGAUAUCACAUAAAUUGGCUGAACGUAAAAGGAGAAAAGAAAUGAAAGAACUUUUUGAUGAACUUCGAGAUUCAUUACCCGUAGAUAAAAGUUUAAAGACAAGCAAGUGGGAGAUCUUGAGCAAAGCCGUUGAGUUCAUCAGCACUCUAAAGCAUAGUCAAGAUGAAAUGCACAAAGAAGUUGAAUCAUUGAGACAACAGCUUGCUGCGUUAAAAGGAUGUGGCAACAGUGAAUCAAGCACAUCAUCUACAACAUCUUAA
Molecule: messenger RNA, 6522 nt
Organism: Funneliformis geosporum
Lineage: Eukaryota; Fungi; Glomeromycota; Glomeromycetes; Glomerales; Glomeraceae
Source: the annotation of a GenBank genome assembly